This is a messenger RNA of Schizosaccharomyces japonicus yFS275, 2933 nucleotides long. Its product is annotated as transcription factor Hsr1. The record is from RefSeq and is a predicted model, not a curated record. NCBI's taxonomy places the organism in Eukaryota, Fungi, Ascomycota, Schizosaccharomycetes, Schizosaccharomycetales, Schizosaccharomycetaceae. Gene Ontology annotation, cellular component: nucleus. Bases 462 to 2126 code for a protein of 554 amino acids. The transcript has a single exon.
GGCCUGUCCGCAUAUAAAGCGAGCCGCUCGCCGCUCUGCGGUAUUGGCAGCAUACGAUUCCAGGCGAGCGACAAGGUUGCGCUUGUACGGAACAUUUUUUUUACCUCUAACGACCCUCACAUCACACUCUCCUCCUGUCUCCUGCGCGUUCGCCUUUUCCCGCUCGAAUUGCACGGGCCUUUCGUUUCUGCGCAUUCCUAUAUUUAUUUUUGCAAGUCCCUAGGAUUCCACGAAGACUCCUGUGAGCUCUUCCCAGUUUUCUUUGUUCUUUUUGGGGGUUCCAUUCCUUUUUGUGAACUCAUUCGCGGCCGCCGUGCUCCUUCUCUUCACUCUGGUCCGCUUGCUUCCUCGGCUGUACCUCGGCUCUUCCUGCUGUCCCUUGUUACCCCUGUUGGACAGUCACCACCACAAACACCACUCCCUCCCCUGUAACGUUUCCAUUCUACACCCCCACUUUUGACAUGCAGCCCGCCUCGAGGCCUCCUACGCGGAUCCCCUCAGGGAAAGGCCCGUUCAUGGGACCGCCACCGCCUCCCCCGAUGCUGCUGCCCACGCUGCAGCCCGACAACUCGUCGGUGCAGAACCACGGCAUGCAGAUGCAGCUGCCGCCGAGCUCGACGCUCUCGGGCCAGCUGCCCUCGCACCAGCUGUUCGGCCCUGCGUCUGCGUCGUCGACGGUCGGCAACGGCCUUCCCUCGCUGUCGUUCGACAACUCGGCCUCCUGCCUGUCGUUGGCGAACUCGCAGGUCGCGCCCGGCGUCUACUCGAUGCCCAUGUCGUCGAACGGUCUUUCGUCGCACAACUCGUGUGCGUCCCUCCCGUCGCUUUCCGGCUUCCCAAGCCAGCAGCAGCAACAACAACAACAGCAGCAGCAGCAGCAGCAAACUCGAAAGCUGGUGCCGUCUAGCCCGAACAAUGGCUCCCUGUUCGAUGCCGGACUUUCUGCAUCCAAAUACCAGCAGCCCAACGGCAAUGCUUCCAGCACAACUUCUCUUUCCUGUCUCGGCAACGGCCUCUUGCCCAUGCCCAUGUCUUCUCAGCAGCAGCAGCAGCAACAGUCCUGCCCUCCAAAGGCGUCUUCCGGCUACGCAGCGUCUGCUGCCGCUGCCUUUUACCCUUCGAUGAUUUCCCCGCACACGCCGGAGUCUGCAGAAGAUUCUGCAGCCACUGAAAAUGCGGUGCAGGCGACCAACUCGUCGGCGCCCGUCAUGCCUCCGUCCAGCAUGAACGACGCGUCGAACGGGGUCUCGUCCAUGCUGCCGCCCACACCGCAGUCGCUGUCCAACACGCCGUCUUCGUACGCGCAGCCCUCGUCCAACGUGUCGGUCUCUGCCGGCCUGCCCGAGUGGUAUGCGCCGUCGUUUGUGACGCAGGCGGGUGUGUUGCCUUCGUUGCCGGCAAAUGUCUCCUUCUACAAACCAUCUCAGCAUUUUGUCAGCUCCAAUCUUGCUCAAAACGGAAUGGCCUCCGCUGCUCCAUCGCCCUCCAAUGCGGAUCCCUCCGGUGUUGCGAGCCACACGCUGCAGCCCUCUGCGUUCCCCAACUCGGUGGAGACGGGCGGCGACAACACGGUUCCUUCCUCGGCGAACAUGUCGCCCUACAUGUACAUGCCCAACAACCAGGGCGGCAGCAAUGGCUCAGAUGUGGACGGGUACGCCAGCAAGCAGACGCCACAGACGCCCAAGCGGCGGCGGACGUCGACCGCUUACGCCAAAACGAAGCAUCUCCGUUCGCCCGGCGGUACCACGUUUGUGUGUCGUCAAUGCGAGAAAAAGUUCAAGCGGUCUGAGCAUCUCAACCGACACAUCCGCUCCUUGCACUCGGACGAGCGUCCGUACGCGUGCUUCUGCGGUAAGCGUUUCUCUCGUCGAGACAACUUGCACCAGCACGAGCGGGUCCACAUGGUGCCCGCUCGUCGGCCCCUCAAGUUCGGUCUUGCUUCGCGGAUGAUGAAGAACGAGGCGGUCGCGGCAGCAGCUGCUGUUGCCGCUGCCAACCAACAGUGUCUUUCGCUGCCUCCUCCGCAGCAACAGAUGCAGUCGCCCCAGGCUCCCAACCUUGGGAUGCCCCCGACGCUUCCAAACGGCUUACCACGACACUGUACGCACACGUCGGAAGGCCAUUGAUGCCCAUGUAUGCAUUGGCGCCGCCGCUUCCCCAGGCGGACAACUCGGGCGCUGCUAUUCCUCUUUCAAUCCUAUGCUCAAUACCCUUCCGAACGCUAAUACUUCCUACCUUCCUAUGAUGAACCACCACCCUGGACCGUGAUUGGAACGCAUGCACACUCGCUCACGUUUUCACCCAUUCAUUACACAACAUGCUCAUCCUCUUCCUUCCUGCACUUGCUCUCGCUGCAAAUGUCUCCCAUUCAGCCGUCCUGUCAGCCUCCCUCGCGGGGGCUCUCGUCCCGACUCGUACCUUGGUUAGUCAUGAUUGUGUCUUUUUGAUUCCUCUCCCUCGUGUCCGAACACCUUUUACGGCGGUGCGGUGGUCCCCGUCCUCUAGACGGUAAUGUGUAUUGUUUUCUUCACCGUCCUCGUACCCAUUUCCACUUUUGUCCCUUUGUUUUCUCCCCUUUCAUUAGCUCUCGUCUUCUCGUUGUUUCCUGCCCGGGUGUGCUUGUUUUUUCCUUUUCACUUUUACGCAAUGAUUAUUCACCCACUUUUUCCUUCCCGGGCUACCUUCGCUUUCUUUUGCUUGGAUUCCCUGCUCUUCUUUGUGCAUCCAGUAAAUACCCCUCUCACUGCUGUUUAUACGCUAACAGGAUGUUUGUUUUGCAUUUGUUGUUCUACGUAUGUGUUUUCAUCUUAAUUGUUAGUGCGACGCUCAAUGAUGCUUUUUAAUUCUUCGUUUCUUUCUCCUCUAUCUUGGCUGUGUGUUUACAUGAAGGGACGUCUGUAUCGAGAUGUAUGUAAAUUUAAUGUGUGAUGAAU